Molecule: messenger RNA, 11290 nt
Organism: Canis lupus familiaris (dog)
Lineage: Eukaryota; Metazoa; Chordata; Mammalia; Carnivora; Canidae
Gene: HECW2
Product: HECT, C2 and WW domain containing E3 ubiquitin protein ligase 2
Exons: 30
Coding region: 203-4837 (1544 amino acids)
Biological process (GO): regulation of dendrite morphogenesis
Molecular function (GO): ubiquitin-protein transferase activity; protein binding
Source: RefSeq, a predicted model, not a curated record
CGCCGCCUCGCGGUCCCGCCGCACGCGCACCUGCGGCCAGGUGUGACCCUCGGCUUCCCCUGCACCGCCGCUCUAGACCUUGGCUUCUGGAAGACCAGGACCUCCGUGCGACUCCUUGCCUCCCUCCUUUAGACCCGGUGAAAUUGCAUGUAUGCGUCUGCCUCCCAGCCUCGUGGGAAGCUAACCUCCAGGGGCAGCCGGGAUGGCCAGCUCCGCCCGGGAGCACCUGCUGUUCGUGCGGCGCCGGAACCCCCAGAUGCGGUACACGCUGAGCCCCGAGAACCUCCAGAGCCUCGCGGCCCAGAGCUCUAUGCCGGAGAACAUGACCCUCCCGAGGGCGAACAGUGACACGGACCUGGUGACCUCUGAGAGCCGCUCCAGCUUGACCGCCAGCAUGUACGAGUACACGCUGGGGCAAGCCCAGAACCUCAUUAUCUUCUGGGACAUUAAAGAGGAGGUGGACCCCAGUGAUUGGAUUGGGCUGUACCACAUAGAUGAGAAUUCUCCAGCCAACUUCUGGGAUUCUAAGAACAGGGGUGUGACUGGAACUCAAAAAGGGCAAAUUGUAUGGAGAAUUGAGCCUGGGCCCUAUUUCAUGGAACCGGAGAUAAAAAUCUGUUUUAAAUACUACCACGGCAUUAGUGGAGCCCUUCGCGCCACGACCCCCUGCAUUACGGUGAAGAACCCCGCUGUGAUGAUGGGGGCAGAAGGCAUGGAAGGAGGUGCUUCUGGAAAUCAGCAUUCUCGGAAGCUAGUUAGCUUUACGUUGUCAGAUCUUAGAGCAGUUGGGCUAAAGAAAGGUAUGUUCUUUAAUCCUGAUCCUUAUCUGAAGAUGUCCAUCCAGCCAGGGAAGAAGAGCAGCUUCCCCACCUGUGCCCACCAUGGGCAGGAGAGAAGGUCUACUAUCAUCAGUAACACCACUAAUCCAAUUUGGCACCGAGAGAAAUAUUCCUUUUUUGCACUUCUUACUGAUGUCUUAGAAAUUGAAAUUAAAGACAAAUUUGCCAAGAGUCGUCCCAUCAUCAAGCGUUUUCUGGGGAAACUAACCAUUCCAGUCCAGAGGUUGCUGGAGCGGCAAGCCAUUGGGGACCAAAUGCUCAGCUACAACCUUGGCCGGAGGCUCCCAGCUGACCACGUGAGCGGCUACCUCCAGUUUAAAGUGGAGGUCACGUCUUCCGUGCAUGAAGACGCUUCUCCGGAAGCCGUGGGCACAAUCCUUGGGGUCAGUACGGUGAACGGAGACCUGGGAAGCCCUUCUGAUGAGGAGGAUGUGCCAGGGGGCCACCAGGACAGCCCCGCUUGCUCCAACGGCCCGGUUUCGGAGGACAGCGCUGCAGACGCGACGCCCAAGCGCGCUCUCAGGACUAGCUCCACGCUCGACAUGGACUCCGAGGACCUGAGCUCCGCCGCGUCCAGGGCCUCGCCCCCCCGGGGCCGCCAGGAUUCGCUCAACGACUACCUGGACGCCAUCGAACGCGCGGCCGCCUGCCCCGACAGGUCCCUGGGCGCCUCCCCCAAACUCAGGAGUAGUUUUCCCACCGACACGAGGCUCAACGCGAUGCUGCACAUCGACUCCGACGAGGAGGAGCACGAGUUCCAGCAAGGCCUGGGGUACCCGGGCUCCCCCGAGGAGGACGAGGAGGGCGGGGGGCUGGUCAUGGCGGGCAGCGCACCCGCGGGCCGGACCCCCCAGGCCGGGCCGCAGGGCAGCCCCGCGGACCGGGCCGGGGCCUUGCACGCCGAGGACAAGCCGGGCCGCGCCCCCGAGCCCGCCGCCGCCGAGGGCGCCCCGGACGCCGAGCAGGUGGCCCGCGGGGCGGAGCCGGGCUCGCCCGACGCCGAGGCCUUGGAGCAGGAGCCGGAGCAGGAGCCGGAGCAGGAGCAGGAGCCGGCGCCCGAGCAGGAGCAGGAGCAGGAGCAGGAGCAGGAGCAGGACCAGGCCUCCUCCGAGACGGAGCCCAGCGACCCCGCCCCGACCGAGAGCGCGAGCGCCAGCGAGGCCAGCACGCGGCCCGAGGGCGAGAGCGACCUGGAGGGCGCCGACGGGCCCGGGCCCUGCGCCCACACGCGGGGCCCCGCGCCCGAGGGGGAGGCGGCGGCGGCGGCGCCGGAGGAGGCGGGCGGCGAGGAGCAGCGCGGUGCCUGCGGAGGCCCCGCCGCGCCCCGGGAGCCCAACGCCCUGCCCGCCCUGCCCGCCGUGCAGGUGCCCCGCGGGGCCGGGGCCGGGGCCGGGGCCGGGGAUGCGCCCGGGGCGCACGACGUGUGGCGGCGCAGGGGCAGCCUGCAGGGGGCGGCCGAGCGCCCGCGGGAGGAGCAGGAGCAGGACGAGCGGGAGCGGGAGCGGGAGCAGCCGCGGGAGGAGCGGGAGCCCGAGCCCGAGCCGGACGCCGACGCCCCGGCCGCCCGCGGAGCCUGCGAGGGGGCCGCUGCGCAGGAGGAGGGCGCCGCCGCCGGAGAUUCUCAAGCCAAUGGCCACCAACCAUUGAGAUCGUUGCCUUCGGUGCGCCAGGACGUUAGCCGCUACCAGAGGGUGGACGAGGCUCUCCCACCAAACUGGGAGGCGCGCAUUGACAGCCACGGCAGGAUCUUCUACGUGGAUCACGUGAACAGAACCACCACAUGGCAGCGGCCAACAGCGCCUCCAGCCCCCCAGGUGCUGCAGAGAUCAAACUCCAUACAGCAAAUGGAGCAGCUGAACCGGAGAUACCAGAGUAUCCGCAGAACCAUGACUAAUGAGAGGCCUGAGGAAAAUACCAAUGCGAUCGAUGGGGCAGGGGAGGAAGCUGACUUUCACCAAGCCAGUGCAGAUUUCCGACGGGAAAACGUCCUGCCUCACUCUACCUCCAGAUCCAGGCUCACGUUGCUGUUACAGUCACCCCCUGUGAAGUUCCUCAUCAGCCCAGACUUCUUCACCGUGCUGCAUUCUAACCCUAGUGCCUACCGCAUGUUUACAAACAAUACGUGUUUGAAGCACAUGAUCACCAAAGUCCGGCGGGACACCCACCACUUUGAACGCUACCAGCAUAACCGAGAUCUUGUGGGAUUCCUCAAUAUGUUCGCCAACAAACAGCUGGAGCUGCCAAGGGGCUGGGAGAUGAAACACGAUCAUCAGGGCAAGGCAUUUUUUGUCGACCACAACUCCCGCACCACCACUUUUAUCGACCCCCGGCUCCCACUCCAGAGCAGUAGACCCACGAGCGCGCUGGUUCAUCGGCAGCACCUGACCAGGCAACGCAGCCACAGCGCAGGCGAGGUAGGAGAAGAUUCUCGACAUACAGGACCACCAGUUCUUCCCAGGCCAUCAAGUACAUUCAAUACAGUCAGUAGGCCACAGUACCAGGAUAUGGUUCCAGUGGCUUACAAUGACAAGAUUGUUGCAUUUCUGCGCCAACCCAACAUCUUUGAAAUUCUGCAGGAGCGUCAACCUGAUCUUACCAGGAAUCAUUCACUCAGGGAGAAGAUCCAAUUUAUCCGAACUGAAGGGACCCCAGGAUUGGUGCGUCUUUCAAGUGAUGCAGACCUUGUUAUGUUGCUGAGUUUAUUUGAAGAAGAGAUAAUGUCUUAUGUGCCUCCACAUGCCUUACUUCACCCCAGCUACUGUCAGUCUCCACGUGGUUCCCCUGUGUCCUCUCCCCAGAACUCGCCGGGUACUCAGCGUGCCAAUGCCCGGGCUCCAGCCCCUUACAAGCGGGACUUUGAAGCCAAACUAAGGAACUUUUACAGGAAGUUAGAGACUAAAGGAUACGGACAAGGCCCAGGGAAAUUAAAGUUAAUUAUCAGAAGAGAUCACUUACUAGAAGAUGCUUUCAAUCAGAUUAUGGGCUACUCCAGAAAAGACUUGCAGAGAAAUAAGCUGUACGUCACGUUCGUCGGGGAGGAAGGGCUGGAUUACAGUGGACCUUCCAGAGAGUUUUUCUUCCUCGUAUCCAGAGAACUCUUUAACCCAUAUUAUGGCUUAUUUGAAUAUUCGGCCAAUGACACAUACACAGUACAGAUAAGUCCCAUGUCUGCUUUUGUAGACAAUCAUCAUGAAUGGUUCCGGUUCAGUGGUAGGAUCCUUGGUCUCGCACUAAUACACCAGUAUUUGUUGGAUGCCUUCUUCACACGGCCCUUUUAUAAAGCCCUUCUCAGAAUUCUGUGUGACCUGAGUGAUCUAGAAUACCUUGACGAAGAGUUCCACCAGAGCCUGCAGUGGAUGAAAGACAAUGACAUCCAUGACAUCUUGGACCUUACAUUCACUGUGAAUGAAGAAGUUUUUGGGCAGAUUACCGAACGAGAAUUAAAACCAGGGGGUGCCAAUAUCCCAGUCACAGAGAAGAACAAGAAGGAGUACAUCGAAAGGAUGGUGAAAUGGAGGAUUGAGAGGGGCGUCGUACAGCAAACGGAGAGCUUAGUGCGUGGCUUCUAUGAGGUGGUGGAUGCCAGGCUGGUGUCUGUUUUUGAUGCAAGAGAACUGGAACUGGUCAUCGCAGGCACAGCUGAAAUCGACCUGAGUGACUGGAGAAACAACACAGAAUAUAGAGGAGGAUAUCAUGACAAUCAUAUUGUAAUUCGGUGGUUCUGGGCUGCAGUGGAAAGAUUCAACAAUGAACAACGACUAAGGUUGUUACAGUUUGUCACGGGCACAUCCAGCAUUCCCUAUGAAGGAUUUGCUUCUCUCCGAGGGAGUAAUGGCCCAAGAAGAUUCUGCGUGGAGAAAUGGGGGAAAAUCACUGCUCUUCCCAGAGCUCACACUUGUUUUAACCGUCUGGAUCUCCCCCCAUACCCAUCCUUCUCCAUGCUUUAUGAAAAACUCUUGACAGCAGUUGAAGAGACCAGCACCUUUGGACUUGAGUGACCUGAAAAAGCGAUGUCGGGCUCUGUACGGACAGGCAAUUUUGGAAGCUGUGCUCUAGAAGAAUGGCUGAACAUUGGAAGUUUCAAGAGUUUGCUUCCAGUAGAGUAAAGCUGAAUGCUCUGAUUUUCCAGGAACACAUGCUCCGUCACAUUUGGGGACCGGAUGGAUAGUGGUGAUGAGUCCUCUUGGAAGGAUUUGGGUGAGCUUGAUGCCCAGGGAACAACCCAACAGUCUUUCAAUCAACAGUUGUUGACUGCCAAACUUUUUUCCAUUUGUGUUAUGUUCCAAGACAAAGAUGAACCUGUACACGAUCAGCUUCAUUGUAACUUUUAGGGACUCAGGAGAAUCUUGAAACUUACCAUUGAACGUGGAUCAAGCCAAACUGGCAGCACUUGGCCCAAUCUCCAAAUUAGCGCAAGUUAAAUAAUAUAAUAAAAACAAAUGUAUUUCCUGAAAGUACAUUCAUUUAAGCCCUAAGUUAUAGCAGAAUAUUCAUUUUCUUGCUUAUGAGUGCCUGCAUGGUGUGCACCAUAGGUUUCAGCUUUCAUGGGACACAAGUGAAAAUGAAACCAAGUCAACAUGAGGUAACUUUAAAGAUUUGCAAUAAGGUGGUCUGUGACAAUGUAUAUGCAAAGUGGUAUGUGUGUAAUUAUGGCUGAAGACAAACUGUUAUACAAUGAAUAACUAAUGACAGAUUUUAUGCUUUAUAAUGCAUGAGAACAAUUUAAAAAUAACUAGCAAUUAAUCACAGCAUAUCAGGAAAAAUACACAGUGAGUUCUGUUUAUUUUUCAUAGGUUCAUUAUAUUUCUGUUCCUUAAGAUGUAUAUAAGAACCUACCUGUCAUACUGUAUGUAUCACCUGUUCCAUUUUCAUGUUCCAUGCUUACUCGGGCAUCAUGCUAGUAUGUAUCCUUUUACAGCACUCUCAAGGGAACAAAAGGGCCUUUUAUUUUUAUAAAGGUACAAAAAAAAAAAUUCCCCGAAAUAUUUUGCACUGAAUGUACCAAAGUUGAAGGGACAUUACAACGUGACUAAUGGCAACUCCAUCACUUGACAAGUAUAAUAGGAAAUAGCUUCUAAAUCCGACUUCCUUCACAGUGCCAUGUCUACCACUACAAGGACUGUGCAUCUAAGUAAUAAUUUUUUAAGACUCACUAUAUGUGAUAGUAUGAUAUGCAUUUAUUUAAAAUGCAUUAGACUUUUUCCAUCCAUCAAAUACUUUACAGGAUGGCAUUUAAUACAGAUAUUUCGUAUUUCCCCCACUGCUUUUUAUUUGUACAGCAUCAUUAAACACUAAGCUCAUUUAGAGAGCCAUCAGCGACACCCAAGAGAUCAGCUCUCUUUAGUAAUAAGAAUUCCAUUUUUCCCUCAUCAGUAAAGACAUCACAAAUUGAAACUCUCAGUACUAUAUUUCUAAGCCUGCAUUUUCACUGAUGCAUAAUUUUCUUAUCAAUAUUAAGAAACAAUUUUUCUAUGGUAUCUCAGCAACUGCAUGCUAUCACUGAUGUGAUUUCUGCUUAGUUUUAUCAGAGGUUGUUCAUUUUUAUUGCUUCUGGGGUUACUCCACAUCGUUGUUUAUUUCUUGACUUAUGGCCAUAACUAAUCUGAGUGAGUUCUCUAAUAGGUUGACGUUAAAUCAUGGAUAAUAAAAGCAUUGGAUUAAGAUUUGGUUUGCCAGCCUGUGGUUUUACAGGCGUUGCCCAAACACCUCUUUGAGAAUUAUAAGUAGCCAUGGAAUUCCUAUUAUGGGAUGUUGGCAAUCUUGUAUUUUAUAGGGUCACAUGCAUGGUUUUCACAGGUGGUUUAUAAGAACUAAUUGCUCUCCUGUUGGUUAAGCUAUGUUUACUAUUGAGACCCUCAAGAGAAAUACCACUCAUGUUGCAUUCCUGAAUUAAAGGCAGGUACUAUAGCAUGGGGAAAUGUUCCCGCCAAAAGGUUACAGAAAUCUGGAGAUUAAAAAAAGAUUAACUGUGUACUAUAAUUGGACCAGAAAAAAAGGAAGAGAAAAAAGUUUUAAUUGGAAAUGUUAGCUUGUACUUACUGAUCAUGAAUAUAAGUAUAUAUUUAAUUUUGCAAACUAUUUUUACUUGUUUGUAUUUUUUUCAUUAUAAGGAAAAAUAGUAUAACAUACUUUAAAAAAAAAAACCCUCAUCUUCACUUGUAUAGGUUCGGAGCUGGCAUUCUCUAAGCAGCUGGUAUAAAAGGUUACAUUUCUUUCAAAAACAGACCAUGUUAGCUUUCAUUUUGGUUUGUGACACUUUGUUAUCAUACUCCACAUUAUUACGCAAAAGAGGUUUGAAAUAAAAUGCAUCUCUUUAAUUAUUUCUAACAAAUAUAUUUCUUGUUAAAGCAUCUAACUUCUUCCCAAAUAACAGUAUAAUCAUCUACUGUUGCUGUUGUUCUCAAAAUUGGGGAUUAUCAAAGAUGCACUUAGCAUAUCAGAAUACCAUGAUAACGGAUCUAUUAUUCUUAAUUAGUCCAAUAAUAACUGAAAAUAUUAAAUAACAUUUCCACAUAUUAAAUUAGACUUUAAUAUCCUCUACAAAUAGAAAUACCCAUAAAUAUUUUCUGGACUCCGAGCCUAGAUGACUUGGCUGUGUGGUCUCAUUUUCUUUAAGAAAUUCGUGAGUGAUGCUUGUUCUCUGCUGUCUUCUAUAAAAGACAGCCAUGCUGCCUUGUGUAUGUAUGCGGAACGUGUGUUAGUUGAAGCAAGAGGCACCCUAUUGGCCUCCACUCUGUGCCAGCCACUGUGUUUGAUGAUGGAGCCACAAGGUUCAAACUCUGUCCUUAAGAAGCUCACAGUCUAGAGUAGACACCAAGGUUUUUAAGAAGUAUUUUUAAUGAAAUUUGGUAUGUUCUACAAUCAAGGAAUGAGGAGAGAACAGCUUAUUCCAUCUGGGAAAUCCACUGAAGGUUUCAUACAUGGGAGAUACUCUGGCUAAAAAUAAAAAUCACAUAAAUGCCCUUUCUGUUAGUAACUAAUGGCACGUAAUAGUGUGUCAACACUGGUCAGGUGGGGAAGCCCAGGGUGCACUUAAACACGAGACUUAAAAGGGUGCAGACAGGGAGCUGAGCCAUGACGGAGCAUUUGGCUCCCCUCAAAUUAUCAAAGAAAUGCCAAUAUUAAAUCUGGUAGUUUCCUUUCAUCUGCACUGCAAUGUACCUUCAGUUUUCAGUGGGAAAAAAAAAAUCCCCAGUCCUUGGGCCCUACCCACUUUUGUGGUCAAGACAUUUAUGAUAUGCACAAAAGAAUGAACGGAUCUUGGUUAAAGAAGUGUGGUCACAAUUUUCCAGCAUAUGUUGUGCUUGUAAUUUAGCAGACAUUCCGUAAUCAAUGAGGGAAGAUUUGUUUCACCUGGAUUAACGAUCAGACGGGCUGACAUGUUCAAAAUGCUUGACAGUAAUGGUGGAAUGUGUGUGUGUGGCACUUUAGAGUUUCAAAGUGCUAUCAGGUGUGUCAUCUUACCUCUUCUGCUGCUCACAGGCUUUUGAGGGGUAGAAGGUGCCAAUCCCUGCUGGGCUGAGGCUGAUUUUCGUGGAUGGCUUAUAAGACCCGCUUCAGCACUUUCUGGUUACAAUUCUAGGUUUCCUUACAAGAAAUGGGGAGACUGAUGUUUCUACAAACAUAUUCCACUACCACUGAAUUUUGCAAGAUGCUUCAUCUGCCCAAGUUCUCAUGUCUACAAACAAAUACUCUUAACAUGUGUCAUCUUCUGAAAAGCCCAAGGAACAAAUUAGUAUAUUCUUGGAAAAACUCAUAGACUUAAUAUUUGCAUUUUGCUACCAGUUAUAGGAAACUUGAAAUGAUACAUAAUUUGAUGGGUUUUGGUGGAUUUCUAUAGUACAGUGUUUUAAUUUUCUCAAAUAUUAUUUAGAAGUAAUUUAAUGGAGAAGAAAAAGCACUUUUACCAGAAACCUAAUUUUAUUUUUUAAUUCUUAACAAGGAUGGAUCUAGAAGCUGGUUGCUAGGUUCCAGUGGUGUGGGUGAAGGAACCCCUGCAGGUUCUCUUUUCCUCUCUGUCCUCUUCACAUUCACUCAAUUUUUUUCUUUUUGCACAAAUUGUGUUUAUGACUUGACCACUUCUAACGGAAGUGAACAUCUAAUAAUAAAGAGUCUGAAAGUCUUUCUAACUUAACCAUAUUGGAGAAGUCCCCAAGGCAGGUGAAAUGAUGAUAUGCCAUCUCUGUAACCCUGCACAGUAAAAACAUGGAAAAGAAGAAUGUGACUUAAUCCCCUAACUGGGUCUGCGUCUCAGGCCCCUAUUGUUCUCUCUUAUCUGCUUUAGUUGAUGCGUGGAAACACUCUAGGUCUUAGACACCUUACUUCCAUAAAACUUGAAUGUAAAUUAAUGAGCAUGUCACUUUUAAUCAGAUUCUCAUUUUGCAAAACCUGUUACUUUCCUAGUUUGAUUGUGUUUUCCAGAUAGAUUUGUUUAACAUAGAAGCAAAGGAAUGCCAGCCAGAGACAUUAAAGCUUUCUCAACUGUGGCUGAAGGCCAACAGCAGCCCACUAGAAGGGUGAUACAAACAAAAAACAGAAAAGCCCAGCAAUUGUGUUCCCCACCCCUGCCAGAAUAUAAUGCAAAUUAUUGACCAGCUAUCAAGAUUCAGGAGUGGUUGCUGCAUUCCAAGGAGCUGGCACAAAGGAAAUACUGUGCAUGUGUGUGUGUGUGUGUGUGUGUGUGUGUGUGUUUGCACGCACACUCCCCUUAAUCACAGCAAUCUGGGCCAGAAGGAAUGCAGGGAUGGUUAAGACAGGACCCUAGCAGAGGGAAAGUUAAAACAAGGGUUGGAAAGAUCAUCUGAAGGCUUCAAUUUGGUUCCUGACUUAGGAGGAAAAAAAAAAAAAAAAGAAUGUCUUGCUGUCUAGUGAGGGCACUGCUUGAUAAACUGCCUGGUGGGAAAUACCUUCAUUGUAUAACUUCAGUAGGUUGAUAACAUCUGAUUGCACAAAAGAAUUUAAAAGUAUUAAAGCUAACCAUAGCUGAAUCAGGAAAAUUUGACAAUUUAGUUAAAUUAUGUUGUGGAUUUUGUUUAACUUCAGAAUUGCUGUUGCAAUUAUUGAACUUCCUAUGUAAGUAAAAAAAAAAAGUCAUAGCUUGGCAUAUUUAUGAUGCUUAAUUUGUUUCUCAGCAGACAUUCUUUGACACUAGCUUUUGGGACAUUUUCACAGUUUCUAGUGGUUACUUAGAUGUUCCCCAUUAAUACAAAAAGUGAAAACUUAAGAAUUAGGUUGCUGAAUUGCAAAUGGAGAUCUAAUCAGUGUUUCCAAUUUUUCAGGAAGCUAAUCAGGAUUGAAAACACAUUUAGAUUUAAUCUGCUAGGCAGUUUAUUUGGCUUUCAUGAUGGCACAGUUCAGCAGCAUCGGCAGUCCCUAGUUGUAGGGGUUCUGGGGAAAACAAGGAAAUUAAAUUUAUAUAUGUGAUUUUUACGUUUAGUGGCCUUGGGCAGGUGAUAUCUUUCUAAUUUUCUUGUAGAAUAUUACAACCCUGAGGAGUGUUGGUAGGUAUGUUGUGUGAUUCAAACUGAAUCAGCUGUUACUGAUGCAGAUAAGGAACCAUCAGUAAACUUCUGGUUACUACACCUUCUGUAAAAAAGGAUGGAUAAUGUUCAACAAAUACCUUGGAAGGAUUAACCAGGAAACACACAGAACUGAAUGUUCUUUUAGGACCCUGAUGCUCUAAAAGCUGUUAUUACAACCUAUUUUUCUUGAUAUGAUAUCGUAAGUAAAAUUUGAAGCUGUUAAUAUAUUGGAAAGUGCAUAAGAUUACAUGUUUUUAUAAUAGGGAUGCAGGCAUUCCAAAAGAAAUAAAAAUACAUGCAUCUCUUUUGCCUCUUACUGGAAGUAUUACUCUAAUUUUAUAAUAAUGCUUACUUUUUAAUAUUAAGGCUCUGUAAAAAAAACAUAUUUAUUUCUAAAAUUUCAGUAGAGCACAGGUGACGUAUUUUUUUAAGCCUUUCCAUUUCUUUUCACCAACUUCACCCAUGUGUCUACUAUACCAUGUAUUACACUCAAGAGCUAUGUUUUUAUUUUGUUGAGUUGAUUUAAGCUUCAUAUUCAAUCAAUGUGACUUUUAGUAGAGAAUAAUAAUGGGAGAUAUUUAGUAUUGGCAUUAAGACCAUACAGCUCUCAUUUUACCUUAUAUUUAAAUUUCAUCUAUCUUUUUCCAAAGCAAAUAAUGCAGAUUGUUGACAUCCUAGAGCUGGUUUGUGGGUGGUAUUAAAUGGAGCCUGGGACUCUGAAAUGUAGACUAGAUGUUUGUUUUCUGGAAAGUUUAUAUUCUUAUCCUCACCUGAACCCCUGACUUUUGUGUUGUAUUUUUUUAUGCCUUGAGGGAAAGAUAUUUUAAUGUGUACAAUUUGUUUUAUUUUCAUACUGAUCUCUAUUUUUGUUUAAAACCAUGUUGCAUCAUGAAAUCACUUAAUCCAAAAUAAAUCUUCUUUAAAAAAAUA